AUAGAAGCCUCGGAGCGCAUUAUCUUCCCCGUCAUCUCCGUCUGGGCGGUCGGUGCAGCGCCGUGCCGGGGAAACGUCCGGGAGAAGAUGCGUUGAUGCGGGCGGAUAUUCUCAGCCGUCCAGUCUAAUUGGUGUGAUUCAUGUCCCUGUUGAGUGGCUGAAACCUACUCAGCGCCAGGGAGAAGGAGCGAGGGAGAGAAAUACAGAGAGAGAGAGGAGAGAGUGGGGACGCGAUUGGCGCCAGACCCGCACGCAGGAGUCUUUGGAAACGAAGGAAUUAUAAACAGGGCAGGAAAACACGGGAGGCGCGCACGGCAGCGGGUCAAAGUUUUCUUUUGCAGUAGUGGGGUUUUUUCUUCUCUUUUUUUUUCCUGCGGACAUCACUGUGCCUCAGAUUGACGCCGUGAUGGAAUGACACUUGGAAAAAGAGGAUGAUGGACACUUUGGCACCGGAGCUCCUGCUCACAAAUCCCCUCGUUUCCAGCAGCAGGCGCGGUGCUGACCGAGCCCUCAGGACGGUGAUCAGUCAUUUGUUUUGAAGUGGCAGGAAAAUCCUCCUCUUGAUCGUUUCCCUCCCCCCUCUCCCCACACUACCCCCCCUUCCCCCACCCCUCUCGGUUCGCCAAAAAACAAAAAGUGAGAGAUGGUGCGCACAGCGAUUCCUCAGAGACUGACGUGCGUACUCAUCACAUUCCCGUUAAGGAGCGCAUCUUAAAGAGCUUCAUUCUUCAUUCAUGUUCAUUCCGCUGCUCUGAACUUGUUGAACGGCGUUAAAGAGCAGGGGGAGGAAACAGGGAGCACCCCCCGCACGGCAAAUCACCAGAUCGCCACGCAGGACGAGGGCCAUGAUUGACAGCCAGGCGAGCUGAGGAGACCCGUCACUCAUCUUCCUAUCAGCGUGUCAGAGGGCUAUCUCCUUCUUGCCUCCCCCCUCUUCCUUCUCCUCCUCCUCCACCGUCCUCCUCCCUCCCUCAGUCCUCUCCUCUUAUCUUCUCAAUGGGCCGGUAACUGCACCAUCCCUUGUACUGUAGUUAUCCCCCACUCUGAAAAAAAAACAUUUCAAAAAGAGACAGAAAUAGUAAAGAAAAGCAACUUCUAAACUGACCCUCACUCCACCUGAGGGGACUUUGGCAUGCCUCCUCACUCCAGUUGAGUGAGUAGUAGUAAGUGGAAGUAGAAGAGGGAUUCCUUGUUUGCACACCUCCUUGAGAAGGAGCUGAGAGGGGAGCAGUCAUGCGUUUCCAUUUGGCGUUGACGCUGCAGGCGCUGUGGACCGGCGUUUGCCAGGCGGCCAUGCAGCACUACCCUGCAGCAUGGGGCCACUACGAUGUGUGUAAGUCCCAGGUUUACUCCGACGAAGGCUUGACCUGGGACUACAUGGCCUGCCAGCCAGAGGCAGCAGACAUGACCCAGUACCUGAAGGUUUCUCUGGACCCCCCCAACAUCACCUGUGGAGACCCUCCGGAGACGUACUGUGCCCUGGAGAACCCCUAUAUGUGUAAUAAUGAAUGUGAUGCCACCACAGAGGAACUCGCCCACCCUCCGGAGCUCAUGUUCGACAUCGAGGGCCGUAACCCCACAACAUUCUGGCAGUCCACAUCUUGGAAGAAGUACCCAAAGGCCCUCCUGGUCAACAUCACGCUAUCUUGGAACAAGACCAUCGAACUGACCGAUGACAUCGUCCUCACCUUUGAGUCAGGUCGACCCGAACAGAUGGUCCUAGAAAAGUCGCUGGAUUAUGGACGAACCUGGCAGCCCUACCAGUUCUAUGCCACAGACUGCCUGGACGCCUUCACCAUGGAGCCCAAGACGGUGCAGGACCUGACCCAGCAUACCCUGCUGGACAUCAUCUGCACUGAGGACUACUCCCGAGGUUAUGUGUGGAAGUAUGACAAAACAGUGCGUUUUGAGAUCAAGGAUCGCUUUGCACUGUUUGCUGGGCCCCGGCUGCACAACAUGGCUUCACUUUACGGCCAGCUGGACACCACCAAGAACCUGAGGGACUUCUUUACCAUCACAGACCUGAGAGUCCGCCUGCUCCGACCUGCUACAGGAGCUACGAUGGUGGACGAGAACAACCUGUCCAGAUACUUCUAUGCCAUCUCUGACAUCAAAGUCCAGGGCAGGUGCAAGUGCAACCUUCACGCCAACAGCUGUGUGUUUGACAAAGAGAAGCUGAGCUGCGAGUGUGAACACAACACUACCGGGCCAGACUGUGGCCGCUGUAAGAAGAAUUACCUAGGGCGAGCGUGGAGUGCUGGCUCCUACCUGCCCAUCCCCAAGGGCACGGCUAAUAUCUGUAUUCCCAAUAACAUUGGUCCAGUUAACUGCGAAUGCUUCGGCCACUCCAACCGAUGCAGCUACAUCGAGCUGCUAAACACCGUCAUUUGCGUGAGCUGUAAGCACAACACUAGGGGCCAACACUGCCAGCUAUGCAAGCUGGGCUACUACCGCAAUGCCUCGGCAGAACUGGACGAUGAAAAUGUGUGCAUAGAGUGUAAUUGUAAUCCCUUUGGCUCAGUCAGUGAUCGCUGUAAUGGCACAGGAUUUUGUAUAUGUAAGGAGGGCACUACAGGGCCUAAAUGUCAGGAGUGUCUACCCGGCUAUUUGUGGGACGAUGGCUGCAAAUCCCGGGUGUGUGACAACGAGCUCCAGCGCUGCCAAAAUGGCGGGGUGUGUGUCAACAACGUCCGCUGCAACUGUCCCUCGGGCUACACAGGCCUGCAGUGCGAGAAGCGCCGCUGCGAGUCGGAGCUGGGGGGCUGCGGGGGCCCCGACUCGGGCCAGGCCCCCCUGACGGCCCCGUCCUCCCCCUGGCUGCUGCUGCUGCUGCUGCUGGGCUCGGCGCUGCUGAGAGAGGCCUCCUGCCGGCCCGCCGCGCUCUAAAGAGACCCGUGACCUGGUGGGAGUGAUCAGCUCCCCACCGCCCUCCACCUUAACCUCCCCCCAUCCCCCUCUUUCAAAUAAUCAACAACCAUUAAACAAGAACCACCAUGAGCUUUUCUGGACUGUACUUUACUGAGCUUGUCCGCCGCCAGACUCAAUGGACACUCGCGCUGACAAUAAAGGGAAUGUGCCAGACGAAUGAGUGCAAAAAAAAAACUUUUCAUUUAAUUUCAAAGAAUAUAUAGAAAUGAAAAAAAAAACCAUAUACUUCUGAAAAUGCCAGAUAUUAUAAAAGAAAAAAAGAGCGUUUGCCUAAUAAGAGUUAAAUGAGCAAAGAACAAUGAGCCCCCCGCCCCCUCUAAGCCAUACCAGGUACUUGAGCUCCUUCCAGUUUGAGAAGAGACAACUGAAGAUGACAGACUCGCUCACUUCCUCUCUUAUUGCCACGGCAACAGCUGCGACCAAUCGGCUCUCGCACGGGCAGACAGUGGCCGCCCCGGGGGGGGGGAUGCUUCUGCGAGUUAAUGUUGGCUGGACUUAUGCCGAAGAGAUCGCAAAGAAACUGUCCCCGCUGAGUGGCAAAGACUGGCCUCUGAGACGUAACCGUUAUACUUCACCACAACGACAAACAGAACAAAAAAAAAUAAAAAACCACAAAAAACAACAGGAAGCAUUCUUUGCUGUCAGUGCAUUGUGGAUAGAAGGAAAUCUGUCCGGACUGCCACUUCGUGACACAGAAACCUAGCCCACGUCGAUCCCUUCUCUCGCUUUGUCUCCCCCUUCGAGCCCUAUCUCACCCUCCCUCCUGUUCAUCCUCCCCUCCUCUCCCAUCAACCACCCCCGCCCCAUAUCCCCUCGCCAUGCCGCCACAGACCUGUGCUUUUCGUGAACGUUACUCUGUAAAACCCUUGUUGGUUGAAAGAUUCUUUUGUCCGAUGUUAGUGAUGCACAUGUGUAAGAAGCCCACCUCUCCCCUCCUCUUCCUCUCUCUUUCCAAAAAAAGAUACUCCAGUAACGCCGUCUGAUUCUUUUCUAUCUUAGAGCCGCCACGCUCCCCACGAUCAUGGUCAGAGGAUAGUCUUCACCCGAGCAGACGAGAAUUGCAUAGAAAAAAAAAAACAUCGGUGUAUUUGCAAGUUCUUUUAUCGACAGAGCAAACUUUAAAAAAAAAAAUAGAGUCAUGUAGUCUUUUUGUAUCUUUGCCGAACUGUGAUUGAAAAAAGGCAACCUUUAAUGUAUCUAUUUAAGACAUCCCAAAACGCGGAAGCAACUGUUUCUGGUUUCUCUGUUCCUCUUGACUUCUGUUUCUUUCAUCCACUUAUUUUAUUUGUUGGUAUUACUUUUAGUUGUGCAGUUGAUUUUCCUUUGUAUUGGCAACGUGCUGGCAUCAAAGAAUAUCAGUUUACAUAUACAGUAUUAAUAAAGUGUAAUAAAAUCCCACCAAAGGACAUUAUAAAUGUUUUGUUCUUGCUUUAACACUUGAGAAUUUAAGUGAAUAAAAGUUUAAAAACGAA
Acanthopagrus latus (yellowfin seabream) is the source of this 4400-nucleotide messenger RNA. It is a transcript of the gene ntng1a, whose product is annotated as netrin g1a. The record is from RefSeq and is a predicted model, not a curated record. Bases 1234 to 2886 code for a protein of 550 amino acids. The transcript is spliced from 8 exons. NCBI's taxonomy places the organism in Eukaryota, Metazoa, Chordata, Actinopteri, Spariformes, Sparidae. Gene Ontology annotation, molecular function: cell-cell adhesion mediator activity.